Hibiscus syriacus is the source of this 1451-nucleotide messenger RNA. Its product is annotated as kinesin-like protein KIN-4A. Lineage: Eukaryota; Viridiplantae; Streptophyta; Magnoliopsida; Malvales; Malvaceae. The record is from RefSeq and is a predicted model, not a curated record. Bases 377 to 643 code for a protein of 88 amino acids. The transcript has 3 exons.
UCACCUCUUUGGCCGGAAUCAACACCAAAAAUGAAAAAUCCCUACAUUUAACAUUGUUUUACUUUGAAAAUUAUUUUCCCGUAAAAAUCUUAACUCUCUCAUUUAAUUAACCUUUUUUUUGCCUUUUAAAAUUACGCAUCGGUGGUUCAAUUGUUUUUAUGGUUUUAAGUAUGGGUUCUUUGUGGAGGAAAAGUUGAUAUAUUGUAGGCUUGCAGCAAGAUAUGGAUGAGUUAUUGGCCGAAAAUGAAAAUCUAUCAGCUUGUUCUGACAUACACUUAAAUCCCUUGAAGCACAGGUGACAGAAAGUUUUAGUUGAAAUUUUAGAUGGAAGAAGAUGAGUUGAUGAUGGUUUGGUUUAAUUUGCAAAACUUAGAUUAUGGAUCUUAAGAAGAAACAAGAGAAUGAGGAGAGUGAUGAAGCGGCGCAACGACUACAAGACGAAAUUCAAUUCAUCAAGGCACAAACGUUGCAACAUGGGAUAAAACAAGAGGCGGAGUCGAGAAAAGCAACUGUUGCAGGUUCAGUUGGAACAAUUCCGUCAGUGGAAAGUGUGUCGAGAAAAGGAACUGUUGCAGGUUCCUCUCUUCUUUUAUUUCUAGUAUCUACCAAAUUAAAGCAUUUAUUGUUUGCUGUAUGUACUUAACUGGGUUAAUAUCAUGCAUAUGCACAAUCAGUUACGGGAAGAGGGUCGGAGAAAUGAGCAGGAAAGGCAUCAGCUGCAUUCUUUAAACCAACGCCAGAAACUGCUAAUCAUAUUUUAUAUCUCUCAUAGGAGACGAGUGUCUGCAACUGCUUUGAUUUUAGGGAAAUGAUUUGCUUGCAGCUUCUCCAAAGAAAACACAAGAAGCUAAAAGAGUUGCUUCAAGCUCCUAAAUCUUCUGCUCCUCAUAACCCAGGCAUGUCUUUUAUUAUUAUUAUUAUUAUUAUUAUUAUUGUUAUAAAAGGAAGGAUGCAGUUAGGCCACUGCUGCAUUAUCAAUUUUCUAUCCUAGUGUAUUCGUUCAUCAAUACCAGAGCUAGAGCAUCCUGUGUUCUGUUGAAGACAUGAAUUCCAUAAACGAUGGAUGUGUGCAAAUAUGAUCUCCCAAUUUCGAAGAGGAAAUUCUGUAUUGGUAGCAACAUUAAUCUCGAAGCUUGUCACUGAGUUUCAGGCGAACUUGGAGUAAUCAAAGGCGGAGUCUAUGGUGAAGAAACUCCAAACGGAAGGACGAUAUCUUAGACAUGUCUGGUGAUGGACAUUUUCAUUUCCAUGCCAAAUAUGGUGGUGGGUUAGGUUUAUAUUUCUAGCUCUAGCGUCUUUCAUUACUUCAUCUCUGUUCGUCCGGAGUAAAAGCAGUCGGUCGGAUAGUAUGACACUCGAAACAGUACACGCAACUAUUCAUAGAUUAUUUACAGCAAUAAAAUGAAAAUACAAGUCAGCUUCAGUUUUUAGUAUGUACGUUGAUAUUUACG